AAUUAUUUAUGCUAAUUAACAAGAAUUCGUCUUGUAUGUAUUCUUAAUAUAACGUUUAAUAUUAUGUUUAUGAAAAUUGUGUAACUGUCACUAUCAAUUAAUGCAGCUGUGAUAUAAAAUAAUCAUACUCAUUAUAAUUAUUCUAAUCAUUAGGUACUUACUGUAUCUACCUAUCUAAUACAUGUAGACUUUAGCAGAUUUAUGGGUAAACAGGGCUUGUUUUCAUUUCACAACUUUGUUACAAUCUUGAGCAUGUAACUGUACCCAAAAAUAAUUAAUUAAAGGUACGUGUUGUAAGUUAUCUUGCAAGUUUCAUCAAAUACACACCUCAUUUAUCAUUUUAUUCGAUUAUAACUAUUUGCAAGCCGCCAAUAACGGGUACAAUGGUCUCCCGGCAUUUAUUAUGAGUUAACUGCUAUACAACAUCACGGUCAACGCAGCGACUAUAAUCCAUGCAUAACAUGAUUAUUCCAAUAACCGUAUACCUAAACUAUGACGAAACUAUUAUCGUAGCCGCUAAAACUGCGUAAUAAUGUAAACAAAACAUAACAAAAAGACGCGUAAGAAUGUUAAAAAAUUGCAUGUCGUGUUUGUAAUAGGAGAGCAAGGAUAGCGGCGGCUGCAUAGUGACUAAUUAGUUUGGCGUGAACAGUGCUCAAGACCGCCCUUUAUCAGUAGUCGGCUAACGACGUACAUCAGCGAGUGCCGUGAAGCGGCCAGAUAAAGGAUUUGCAGUUUGUUUAUGCGUUGCAUCGGAGCGGGAGACGCGAGCGGGGCGUCAGUGCGCGCGCGUUGCCUCGCCCGAUGCACGCGUGUGUCGCCGGUGCGCAGUAGUCCCUCGUCUACGUCGAAGAGCAGACCAUGGCUGAAUGGUCCUUGCCCGACCUCGACUCCCCGAUUAACCAAUACAAUACUUAUCAAUUCGCGAAUAAUUAUUCGUCGUAUUAUCCAAAUAUUCCUGUGACGUGUGUGCCCCCGGCCCAGCCGCCGCAAGCGCAACCCUGCAUGUCGGCACCACCACCAAACAUGGCUCUCCAGCUGGCCUCACAUUCCCAGAUGCCCUACGUGAACCCUCCGCCGCCGCCGCCACCACCACGGCCGGACAAUCCGCGGGAAAUGCGAAACAAAGCAGAAAAGAUGCGAAGAGACAGGCUGAAUCAAUCCGUGGCUGAGCUGGCCGCCAUGGUGCCACCCGUCGUCGCCGCACGCCGCAAAAUCGACAAGACCACAGUUCUGAGACUCACUGCACAUUACUUGAGGGCACAUCAGUAUGUGUUUGGCGACUCGAUUGAAAAGUCCGCGAAGCAGUUCAACCCGGCUUCAGUGCUUAAAGUGCUGAGCCUCUUCAACGGAUUCUUGAUCACCACCACAUACAGGGGCAUCAUUGUAGUCGUCUCACAGAACGUCAAUCAAUAUCUUGGAUACUCUGAGCUCGAUCUGCUCGGCCAGAAUCUACUCAAUAUAACACACGAAGAUGAUCGUGCGUUACUUAAAGAUCAACUGAUGCCUAAGAGCCAGACUCUAGGCCCUAAUGGAGAGCUCGUCAUUCCUGAUGAACCUAACGCGCUGCGCAAAGUCAAGAAAGCCCUGGCUCAAGAGAAGAAACGGUUCAUUGUAAGGUUGAGGAAGAUGGGCCAACGUUCAGAGCCGAGGCAGUACGUGACUUGCCACAUCGAGGGUUCCCUGAGGAAGAGCGACCGAGCCUGCCGCGGCUACAACCGCUGUUGCCAGAUGGUGCGCCGCGCUCGCGCGCGCUGCGACAACCCCUGCGCCAGUGGCAAUGAUAUUGUGUUUAUAGGUAUCGUGCGCCCCACGAGCGAGACAUUCAUCAACGAGAGUGCCCUGGAGUCUUACCGCAUGGAGUACCGAACACGACACUCCAUCGACGGCGAGAUUAUUCAAUGCGAGUCGCGCAUUGCCCUGGUCACGGGUUACAUGACGCAUGAAGUUAGUGGGGUCAACGCGAUGAACUUCAUGCACCGAGACGACGUACGCUGGGUUAUCAUCGCGCUGCGAGAGAUGUAUGACCAGCAUCGUCUCUUCGGCGAAUCCUGCUACCGACUAAUGACCAAGAAUGGUCAGUUCAUCUACAUGAGGACCCGCGGUCGCCUCGAUGUUGACCAGGACUCUCGAGCUGUCACCAGCUUCGUCUGCACUAAUACGGUGGUCACCGAACAAGAAGGUCGACACCUCAUCAAAAUGAUGCGACGAAAAUUCACGAUGAUGGUGAAUAAUGCCAAGCCUGCUGCCAUCGAAGAGAUUGAAGAUGACAUCAAAACUGAAGAUGAGAUCAAUGACAAUCAGCCGGCUCCAGUUGAAGACCCUCGGCGCCUCGAGCAAGUGAUUCUACACUUGGUUACAAACUUACCAUCGCCGCCACCAGAUGGCCAAGACCAAGACCCAUUCACAGCGGCAUCACCAGAGAAGAGCAUGUCUCCAACACAUCGACUUACUAUAAUCCCUCCUAACAAGGAAAGGAUUGUGAGUGCCAUCGAGAAGAUUUACAGCGUCAUCAAGACCUUCCCAAGGGAUAAUGAACACGAAUCGAGCGCUGAGAGCACCAGCAGCGAUGUAGAGCCGGCUCAACUGGCUCGAAAACCAAUGUCGAUUACAGAGAUUCCGUCAACAUCCAAUGCGACAAAUUUAUUGCCGGCUCCCGAACCCCAGGUGCUAGUACCAUACCAGAACCAAGAGUAUAACUGUGUUAAUUACGCCCAAGCGUUAGAGCCGCCCGCUAUUGAGCCAAUUGCCUACAACGGUAACUGUGCAAAUGAAUUCAACACUGAUGAUAUUUUCAAUGCUGGAUCUUCCCCUGAUUUGGGAUAUUUCGAUGCUUCCCCAAGUACCUAUUCCAAUAUGUCUUCAAUAUUUGCGAAUAUAAAUCAGAACGGUGAGGAAAUCAUUCCGCCGUCCGUAACAACUGAUUUUAAUGAGUUUAAUUAUGAAGUACCCAAUUCGUCAAUAGAUGUUCCUCUGCCAAGCUUUGACGAGGAAUCAAGUGAAUUUCAAGCGCUGAACGGCUUUGCAUGUGGCACUAAACGACCAAGGGAAUUCGAAGAAAUGGACAUAACAUACAAAAAGAAAAUAACGGAAAAUUUGCCAGAAGAUUUUAAUUUGGGUCUCGAUUCUCCUACCCUUGAUCAGCUUUUUGAUGAAACAAUAUUCAACAGCCAAAUAGAAUCGGCCAUCGAUUCUUUGGAUAACAUCGACCCGACGUUCCCCGGCUUACUGACCCCUACCGAAAUCCAGGGCAUCUUGGGAGAACUCGAAAAGGACGCGGAACUGGAGCAGCUAAAUUUCAACGGAACUGGCUUUGAAUAAACGACAAACUGAUAUCGCACGUGAAUAUUGCUUUGGAACAAAUGUUAGAUCGAUCAAAAACCUACGAAAUAUGGUUCUUUUUGAAUUUUGUUAAAUGUCAAGGGGUCUCGGACACCUAUACCGAGAAAAUGAGCGCAAGCCAAUUUCCCCAAAAGAUAUUUUGUUAAUGUUUUUUCGAUCGUAUCUACAAAAUACGUUUUUGACUCAAAAUAUUGCAUGUCUGAGUUUAGUCAUCAAAAAUACUUUUAUUUAAAGUCAUGCAAAGAUCUCUGAAAUCAUGUUUGGUUUAUUAAUGGUAGACGGUAGGUUUCGUUAGCAUAGCGUAUUAAAAUUAGUUUGCCCUUUCUUUCAAAACGAUAAAAUUACGGGUUCUCAUAGUCACAUUAAGUUUUUUAGAGGUUUUAAUAUAUGUAACCGCUUCAUGUUUAGCAUUGUCUAUUUUAUUAAAUUCGUUAUGAAGUAGAAUAUAGUAGUCUAGUACUCUAUUCAUUGGUUAGCUUAAGUGACAAGUAGACGUUUGAAUGUUAAUGUAAACCCGAACGGUUUAAUGUACACCAAAGGAUUAGAUAGAUCAGGCACUCUUUAAACUGUUUGAAUUUAGAAUAGUAGACGUGCAUAUAUUUUAUUAUAAAUGUGUAGGUGGUAGCUGUAGCGCGUAUUUAUCGUAAACAUCGCUUAAAUUAUUACUAGAUAUGCCUGGAGUGCACUACGCCGCUCCUAUGUAAUGUCGAGCUAACUGCCCAUACGACUACAUUCACAUCAAACUGCUCCUGGAAAAGCAGAACAGUUCUUAAAAAGUUGUUUUUUUUUUUUUAACAAAGUUGAACUUAAAACCUAGUCACGACAACCAGUAACCUUGUCCUAUAGACAAAAGAUGAUAUAAUAACCUAAAAAAAAAACAAUAAUCCGAGUCUUUUGUGUGAAAAAACUUCGAUUGUCGUAUAUUAUUUUUUACGUAUCUUAAGACUGAGUAUUUUUAAUUGUUUGAUAUUGU
Trichoplusia ni (cabbage looper) is the source of this 4315-nucleotide messenger RNA. It is a transcript of the gene BmMET2, whose product is annotated as neuronal PAS domain-containing protein 2-like. Gene Ontology annotation, cellular component: nucleus; aryl hydrocarbon receptor complex; cytoplasm. Lineage: Eukaryota; Metazoa; Arthropoda; Insecta; Lepidoptera; Noctuidae. The coding region runs from base 862 to 3321 and encodes 819 amino acids. Gene Ontology annotation, biological process: regulation of transcription by RNA polymerase II. The record is from RefSeq and is a predicted model, not a curated record. The transcript is spliced from 10 exons. Gene Ontology annotation, molecular function: DNA-binding transcription factor activity, RNA polymerase II-specific; RNA polymerase II cis-regulatory region sequence-specific DNA binding; protein dimerization activity.